ACGUAAGGGGAUGAUGGUAAGUACCUGUGGCCAUGUUACGUUUUCCCGAGGCAGUUUCGUUGUCAUUGCUCCUUGUGAGCCAGACGCACGGCUUGAAUCGCGGGGAGGCGCCUGGGAACGCCCCUUGCUCACAAGUAGCAUCAUAUUAUUAGACGGCUUGGUCGCCCUAGAGCAGGGAGACACAACCUUCCACCUGUCCAUGUUCUGGGUCGACGUCAAGUAUGUGCGGCCCUGAAAACACGAACCGCCCUCGCGGAGGAGCGCUGGUCGCUCUUGGCCCUCCUUUGAGCCCCGAUAGACCCAGCUCGACGGCAUCCAUUCAUGGUGAUCUCGCAUUUCACACGCCCGGAAACCCCGGUAGUGCCGAGGCAACUCAUGCGCGGCUUACAUCAAGCACUUUCCUUGACGUGGCACACAUUGGCGAACUCUCAGUGAUAAUCCACACUAGUGGUGACAUGACGAGAAGCGCCGCCGAGUGCGGUUUCUUUCGCCAGUUUUCGCUCGCGACACCGACGGCACUUAAUGACAGCGACGGACGGUUGGCGUUCCUCGAACUCCCCAUUGAGCCAUUGCCGCUCACAGUGGGAGAUGGCGGCAUAAUAGGCCGUCGCGUGUCCGUGUGUUCGAGACAGCCGUGCGGCCGGGAGUCCGUGGUAGCAGAAGGGAUUGUCGGUUUCAACUUUCACGAGCCUUCAAGAUCAUCGUUGUGAUGAGGAGAUCCAGGUCAUGAGGUCAUGCGAUAGAGGAGCAAACAUACCGAGCGGUGUCACGGACGGCAUGGAAGGUGCUAGGUGGCGAGCAGGACCUUGCCAGCUACUUCCUAACUUGGUAGCCUGGAGUAGAUAGCCUACUUUCUCGAUUACGUCCAUCGCUGCUUGUGCCCGAAAUGCGAGCCAUGAACCUGGGGCUGGCCUGUGUUCCGUUUGAAGCAAUAAAGCAGAGCAGCGGACUCUCAGAAUCCAUGAGUACCUUCUGAAUGGAGUCAAGUUGUCAAUGAUGACCGCGGAGACCAUAGCAGUCGGGUAUCUCUAGUAAGCCUUACAGUAUACCUACAAU
Purpureocillium takamizusanense is the source of this 1056-nucleotide messenger RNA. RefSeq lists its product as uncharacterized. The transcript is spliced from 2 exons. Lineage: Eukaryota; Fungi; Ascomycota; Sordariomycetes; Hypocreales; Ophiocordycipitaceae. The record is from RefSeq and is a predicted model, not a curated record. Bases 222 to 710 code for a protein of 162 amino acids.